UGGGGACUCUGGAGGGGACCUCGCUCCUGCAACCCCAGCAGAGGUGACUUGGAAAAGGGAAAGGGUAAGGACACAUCAAAGUAACUAUUAAAACAUCUCUUGAAGGUAAAAAAGAGGUUCUUUUAACUUUUCCCCUGACAGUUCCUGCACGGUUUCUGGGCUCGCAGCCCCUCGCAUCCCUCCUGUGAGCCAGGAUGCCAAGCGCACUGUGGAGCAGCCUGCCCGUGGUGCUGGGGCUGCUGCUCUGGCACCUCACCAGCGCCAGCAGCCCGUGCUGGGAAAGCAGCAAAUGCCAAGACCUUGCCAGUGAGGCCAACAUUUUGGCGUGUGCUGCAGCAUGCAGGGCCGACCUGUCAGCCGAGGCGCCCGUCUAUCCAGGGAAUGGGCACCUCCAACCCCUCUCUGAGAGCAUCCGCAAGUACGUCAUGAGCCACUUUCGCUGGAACAAGUUUGGCCGGAGGAAUAGCAGCAGCGGUGGGGGACACAAACGGGAGGAGGCAGCGGGGGGCAACCCACCAGUGACAUCACUGUCCACUGCCCCACCGUUCAGUCACGAGAAAGAGAAAGGAACCCAGCUGGAACGAGAGGAAGGUAAACGCUCCUACUCCAUGGAGCACUUCCGCUGGGGAAAGCCAGUGGGACGCAAGAGGAGACCCAUCAAGGUCUACCCCAAUGGGGUGGAGGAAGAGUCAGCCGAGAGCUACCCGCUGGAGUUCAGGAGGGAGCUGGCACUUGAUGGCAUUGCAGCACCGCCCGAGGAGGAGAAGGAGGAGGAGAAGGAAGAGGAGAAGGAAGGUCAGGAAGAGAAGAAGGUGGCUGGUGGCUCCUACCACAUGAGCCAUUUCCGUUGGCAUGUGCCGUUGAAGGACAAGCGCUACGGGGGCUUCAUGACCUCAGAGCACAACCAGACCCCUCUAGUGACUCUCUUCAAGAACACCAUCAUCAAAAGCGCUUACAAAAAGGGGCAGUGAUGGGGGAGAGCCCGUAGGGGCCCCCAUCACCAACCUCUCCAUAG
Cuculus canorus (common cuckoo) is the source of this 1015-nucleotide messenger RNA. It is a transcript of the gene POMC, whose product is annotated as proopiomelanocortin. The record is from RefSeq and is a predicted model, not a curated record. The coding region runs from base 195 to 971 and encodes 258 amino acids. Gene Ontology annotation, molecular function: hormone activity. Gene Ontology annotation, cellular component: extracellular region. The transcript has 2 exons. NCBI's taxonomy places the organism in Eukaryota, Metazoa, Chordata, Aves, Cuculiformes, Cuculidae.